AUGGACAGUUGCGAAGAGGAGUGCGAUCUGGAAAUCGACAGCGACGAGGAGGAGGAGCUCGGCGAGAAAUGGUAAGAAAGAGUAAUUCGCUGAAUAAAUGGUGUCCGUUUGUGGUCCGUAAACACUUGACUCUCCCUCCCUCUCCCUCUCCUUCUUUCUUAAGUCAUGUGCUUUUCCUGGUAAUUACCUUAUGCACACUUUUCAAGUGUUUGCCGUUUGAUCUCGCCAAUCUUGGAGUUGGCUGGAGCUUUUGGGCUCCAACAGGGGUGGUCUAACUUUUUCUUCGGCCACCUGUUUUCCGAGAAUUUCAAAGUUGGUACUUUGGCGCUCUUGUAGACAUCGUUGAAAAGCUGAAAAGCUUGGCCUAACUUUUCCCUUCCAUUCUCACCUUUGCCCGUUCGGAACCGUCAAAGUUAGCCUUGGCGACCCGCUAUCUGCCACGGUCAUCACUCUCUAUUUCCCUUCAUGGUCCGUUUUCAAGAGGAGCACAGAUUACAAUCUCUUCCCUUUCUCUGUGUUCUCUCCCUUUCUCCUACUUUCUCGGUCCCCAUUGGCUGUCCGAUAACUUGAUUAUAUGUUCUGUUCCAUUGCGUGUUUCCUGAUUCAUUGCCAGUACAUUCUUCUGCUUCUUCUUCUUGUUCCGAACGAAAGGAAGAAGAGAAAGAAGGAUUCUAGAGGCUACUAAUUAGUUGGUUUUCCAGUCAAACCACAAGAUUAACCGGAACUUGAUUGGUUUUUUCAUCCCCUUUCGAUCAUUUUUGAUUCUUUCGAUGCUACUGGAACCUUUCGUCAAGGUGAUUCAUAUUAUAUACCCUUGAACGGUUCAAUCCGUUUCUUGACGGUCAACGGAAUAGGAAUAGUAGGUUACGGUCAUUUAUCAAACGCAGAUGAUUUAGUGACACAAUCUCCGGAUGCGGUGGGGCAUCUGGCCAAGAUUGAGAACGUAAUACUGUCUGGGAGAUGUACAGUAGCCAAACUAUUUUCCACGUCAUCUUCCAGUUGCUUUAUAGUCUAGAUUUCUAGAAGUUUAGAAGUUCAACAUGAGAUAGUUGGUCUUACCACGUCAAGGAACUCACAAACCUCUGCAACCCUUCAAGGUCAAUUAUUGAAAAGUACAAGUUUGUUCCUUCUAGAUUUCGUUCUCUCUCUCUCUCUCUCUCUCUCUCUCUCUUCCUUCUCUCUUUGGCAUGUGUUGCAGUUGGGAAUGAAACGCGUGUGCAUGCCAGAACAGUGAUGAAUAAAUCAUGCGCCGCCCCUCCCUUCUCCCUCAUUUUCCUCUGUUCCAAUCUGUGCGCACGAGCAUGUUCACCCGCCUCUUGUUUAAUGGACAAAAGAGAGAGAAGGAAUGGAUCUUCUUCUUCUUUCUUUUGUCUAUUUGGACUCUUCUGAAUAACUUUUAUUUGAAAAUUGAGGACCAUCUCUGGAGCUCUGAAUAUUUGAGCACGUUAGGAACAUCCAGGGACUUGAGAAAUUGACGAUGACGUGGCAAAAUGCCUAGAAAACUGGUCCUUUUUGCGUGGAAAGUUGCAUUUUUCGGAAAAAACCUAUGGUGUGACGUGGCAGAGACUUUUCCUAGACCUAUUAGGCGUCAAAAACUAACAAACCCUAGGCGGUAAACCCCCCGCAAAUCCACUCUAAUCCUCUCUUUCUUUCCGUCCAUUCUCUGAUGCCAGGUGUUCAUCGGUCCGUGUUGUUGCCAUGUUCCCUCAUUUGGUCCCUAGUGGAUGGACCAUGUCUCCAGUUGGUCAGGAACCAUUUCAACGUCGUUUGAAGGCAUCAAAAUGCUGUCGCUCCUCGUCUUUUCGAGUGAGCCAUUCAUCAAAAAUGUUGUGCUCUCUCUUCCUCUUCCUCUCCCCGUUCCCCCUUUUCAAUUUCCAAAACUUCUUCCAUAUUCCAUUCAUUUUACAGCAUUUCGCUGCUCGCCAGCCUCCUUCCCGCAUCUUCCAUUUUGAGCACCGCCGGUCAAGAGCUCCGCGAGCUCGAGCCACAGUUGUUCAGUGUUCUUGAGGAGCAACACUUGUGCCAGACGACUUUGGAGACGGAAGAAGAAGAAGAGAAACAAGAAGAAGUAGAAGAAAAAGAAGUGACCGAUCCAGAAGCUUCAGAAGCUUCAGAACAGAACGAAGCCAUGGAGACACUUGAUGUAAGUUUUUGUAAAUAUUAUAGUAAUUUUCGAAAUGUCCUUAUUCUGCACAUUUGUUCGCUCUAUCGAAGUGUCCAUAUUCAUUCGUAACCCCUCAAAACUUCUUCCCCUAGCAUCGAGAACCUACCUUUUCAUGUUCACCGUCACACAGUGCUGCCAGUCUCCUCUCUUUCUUUCUCUCUUUUCUCACCUGGCCGAAACCGAAUCGAACCGCUUGUUGGGUUUAGCAUAAUCCUCUUGUCAAAUCAAAUGGGGAAACCAGUUCGGAGAGGGAGAGGAAGAUGCCAACAGAAGUGGCAGAUUGUGUCGUACAUAUUGUGUUUUAUACAAUAUGUACAGAAGGAAAAGGCCUACCUCCUUUUCACAUAUCAUUUACAUAAUAAUUCAAUCUCCCUGAGUGUCCCUCUCUCUCUCUCUCUCUCUCUCUCUCUCUCUCUCUCUCUCUCUCUCUCUCUUUCCGCUCAGAUUCCCUGUAAUUUUUGUCGGCUUCUUCUCCUCCUUCUUUUUCUUCUUCUUUCUUUUCCGGUCCACCACCCCCUUUCCUCUCUACCGCCAAAAGGGUCCACUUCCCGAGAAGACGCCAAAAAGAGCGACUCGAUUGAAUAUGCAAAUGAGCAGCCUGGUCCCUUUUGUUGGUAUUCUUCCGGGACUCUUUUUUGCUGUGGUUGCAAAAUUUUUGAAAUUCUGAGUAGAAAAAAAGGCAAACGCUGGAUGGGUAUUGAAAAUUUCUAAGACGUCUUAGAAUCUUGACACCUAGUACUUUAUUUCUGUAGUUGACAAGUUACUGUAGAUCUGAGAAGUUGGGACCACUUUGGCGCAUUCAAGUUUCAGUGCCAACUGCCGAGAGCUACAGCACAGUGCUCUUUCAGAGCUGUAGCAGCAAGAAAUGACCUUCUAGAAUCUACGUAAAUAUUGUAAUACCCGAAAUGUUUUGUCUGCGGGCUUUCACCUCUUCCUCUUUCGUCCGGCAGCUGUUCCUAGUGACCCCCAAACUCUCAAAACAUUCCUGUGUACAACAUUCCCAUUUCAAUCCAUUCCAGCCCUUUCUCUUCCCCUCCUCCUCCUUCUUCUUCUUCUUCCUCUUCAUUUCCGUUCCGACCUUGUCGUUCUUCAGAUCAUCGUUCCGCCCCCACCUCCUAAUUCAUUCCCAUUCCGAUCUUCCUCUUCUUCUUAUUUUUCUUCCUUUCCUUCCGUUUUUCAAUUUGUCGUGCACCUGUUGUGUUGCGUAACGCACUGUCAUCUCGCAUCUGCUCGGCUCGUCCCUUUUGACACCAUUCAUCAUUUUAUGUACUGUACACGGCGAUGAGAGACAGCUUUUGGGGGGUAAUGGGGUGAUUUUAAUGAAUUGAAACUGAAAUUCUGAAAAUCUUGGGAACUUUCAAGUUUUGAUGAAGUGCACACUGUAUAGAUUCCUAUUUUGCGCUAACUAAAGUGAACAUAGAUGGAAAUCUACUUUCUGAUCACUCUAGGAACUUAGAACUCUACAAAGAACUUCUGGAAAGUCAUGUAGAAGAUUCAGAUGGCCAUAGGCUUGAUAAACUCUGGAAAGGCUCAAAUUUGGGCCCGGACUCUAGAAAACUCCAAGUUUUAGUUCAAUUUUUGGAACUUGCUCGCUUCAGGAGUGUUCGGAAGCUCGAAAAACCUUUCAUAUGGAAUCUCUUGAAAACCGUAAACUUCAUCAGGCUUCAUGUGUUCUCACAAACCCCAAAAUGAGUCAAAUUUUGAUGAUGACUGUGCCUAGCCGACUCCCACGCAUUUAUCAAUCAAUCUUGUGAUUCUAGCAUCAUUUGCAUAGUGUAUUUGAUCGUGAAGCGAUGCGGAUAGAUAAAAAAGAUGGUGAUGAUGGUUUUAUUGGCACGAUUCGAUUCGAUUCUCUCCCGCUGAGGCGCUCUUUUAUGGCCCGAAAUGGUUGGCCAGGAAAGAAUGAAAAAGAGAGAGAAAGCGCAUCAUUUCUGAACACUUCCUCUCUCCCUUUCUGUAUCACUUGUGCCACUAGUUUCUGCCGCUUUUUUGGUUUUAGCCUUUUACUUUUUGAAUAUGACAUCUAGUUCUAGUUGUUCUUGUCAAGUAGGUAGGUAACGUGUUCUGAAGUUGCUGGAAGGCUUCUAAAGGCCUAAAACAAGUUCAGAGGUCGUCAUAUUCAUCUAGAAUUCUCUAAAGACCAUCUGAAACCCUUAGGACCCGAUUUUCGCCUUCCAACUCCUUCCUGAACCUUAAAAAAGUCCCUCUGUCUCUCUUCCUGCGUCUCCUCCGUGUUCCUCUCUCCCUUUCACUUCCAAUAUCACCCCGUUUCUGUACCAAAAGCGUCACCCGAACAAAGCAAAACAACCGUAAGCACACACACAAAAACACGCAAACAAUCCGUAUCUUUUUGGGACGUAUCACUCUUUCCACAUGUCGUUUGUUUGUCGUGGCAUUUAGGCCUACCACAAGUCACAGCUUCUCUAUUGUCCAUUCCCGUCUUUGGGCGUUCCUAAUUGACCAGGAGGGACCGUCUGUCACCUCCCGGUCCCCCACUAAUUACCUCGUUUAGAGACUCUCCGAGGAGAGUCAAACGAAAUAUUAUAGGCUUCUAAUUUUUGUAUACAAACUCUCCCUCUCCCUCUCCGUCUCCCGUGGGAACCUAUGGUGCAUCGACCACCGCCGCCCUCAUUGAUUUUUCACGGUUUGCCGAGCUUUUUCAAUGCGAUUCUCGGCGCUGAAUUCCAUUCGGAGGUUAUUCAUACGUACACAAUUGGUAUGUUCAGCACGCGUAUCCUAACUAUUAUGACCUUCAUAAACGGGGCAUAGACAGAAAGAGACAGAGAGAGAGAGAGAGAGAGAGAGAGGGAGGAUAUGCACUUCCGUCACUAUCACUCUCGCUCCAUAAUCGCCGUGUUUCUUUUUCCAUAUUUUUUGCUUCACUCUUUGUACACCUUCCGUCCACGUGGUCUAGAAUUUCAAAGUUAUGCCACCACUGAGAAACAAAUGCACUUUACGCCCAGGAAUAAGGUACCGCGAAUGCUCUUCGACAAAAUGCACUAAUUCCAAGUGACCGUGGAUGACCUAACUAGCUUGCUCAAUCGUAAGCUCUAGGCCAUAGGCAACAACUUUGUCCUUCAUCUUCAGAGAUGAGCGAUGCUUCUCUUUAUUCGAAAAGGAAUUGGCCAUUUCCUGAAUGUGUGGCCUCUUUCUCUUUCUCCUUCUCCUUCUUCUUCUUUCUUUUUCUCUUUCUCUUGCUCAAAUCCCUUUGUCUAUUGUCGGUCCAUCAAAAUCUUUGUCACAAACUCUUUUCGUCCUUCUUUCUCCUCUUUUUCCGUUAAAAUAUGCGCCCGCCGUCCAUGAGCUCCAAAUUUGUUUUCAUCAAUUUUUAAACACCCUCCUCCUCCCGCCGCCGCCGCCGUCGCUUUUGUUGCCUUCUUGUUUUGAGCUAACAAACACAUAAUAUACAUACUUUCUCCGCCCAGCUAUUAUUCAUUUAUUUGCCCCUUCUCACCCGGCCGCCAAGACAUUUUCGUACAAUUUCACACUUUUUUGAGUUUCUUGCAAGGCUUAGUGAGCUGGAAAAUGAAAGCAAAAGGGCAAAAUGCCAAAAAUCUAUUUUUUUCGCAACCCGCACGGUCCAAGUUACCAGUUCAAAACGCAACGACUGCGCCAGGGCAGUGAUGAGUGUUGUUUUAAGAGUGUGUACGCCGGGAUCUCAUCAAAAUUAUUUAAAAGUGUUACAGCAGUAUCCACUGGGACCGGGCGGGUGGUGUAAAUGAGGAACAGUUGUCGUGGCACCGCCAGUUACUCUCAUUUAUCUGGCGAGAGAAUCCAAUGAAAGUGUGUUGGCACGGCGCCAAGAGUUCCUUCUCCUUUCUUUCUCUCGGUCCCUAGCUGCUCAGUACCCUAUUGGACCCAUCAAUCUCCGUCAUGACUUCUUCUUCUUCUUCUUGUCCCUCUCCGAUCUCCCUCCCUCUCUCUCUCUCUUUCUCUCUGGCAGCGGGCGCCGAUGAAACAUCUUCCAUCUUCCCUCCUCCUCCCCCUUCCUUCCUUCCCUUCGUUUCCACCAUCGGAGCCCUUCUGGUGUGUGCUCCGAGGAGCCGUCACGGAAAAGAAAGAAAGAGAGAGCGAGGGAGAGUGGUGACCCCACAAAAUGUUUCCGUUUUUCGCGGGCAGAAGCGGAGACCCUUCAAUUGGACGGAGAAGGUCCCUCUUGACCACAUGUCACACCACAUUUUUUCGCUCUUUUUUGACAGCAGAUGACAGCGAAAUUCAAACUUUUUUCUUUUGCAAAGGAUUCUAGGCCAGAUGUUUAUUGGUCUAGAGGCCUAGACAAUUGCUUAGAACCAAAUUUGUCGGACAGUUUUCUAAGAUUCAAAAUCUACUAUUUAUGGGCAAGUGGCCUAACUUUCCCAGUUCUGGAAUACUAGGGCGCUCCCUGGAAAGUGCCUCUCUCUCUCGAAUUUGCCUAGGCGCAAAGCGAUGCAGACCGGAAGUCGGUGCGGCUCCAAAGAUAAGAUGAUAAUAUCUGUGUCUCUCGGUCCCGCUCGAUCUCUCGUUUCCAAUCAUUGUUACUCCUUUCUCUCCCGAUCUCCAUCGAUCUUGUUCUCACUCUCUCUCUCUCUUGCUCCGUGUGCUCCGCAAGAGCAUUGUGUGCAUUUCUCGGAUAUCCUCCUUCCUGAAAUCACUUUUCCGCGAUCAGAAUACCGUUAAGCACUAUUGUGGUCUUCUUCGGCGAAAAAGAUCCGUGGGAGUUUCGAAAGUGCACCUUACGCACUCUCUUUUUUCUUAUGCAUUAAGAAACUUGAUAUCCCUUCUCCUCCUUCCCGUACCUUUGUGUACCUCCGUGAGAGCCCCCCGUUUCCGCCCAGUUUUCUUUUCUUGUCAAUAUACUAGAAGUUACCAAACUUUCAACAAGUAUUGUAGACUCGGAAGAUGUGAUAUGAGAAUUCAACGCUAUCACUUUGAUCAUUCUCAUUCUCACUUCAAUUCGUCGCCCCGAAGUGGUAUCGUUUUCCCCCAUUUCCACUGUGUAUGCCAUAAUCCAAUUAACGAGAAGAUGAUGCGCGAUAAGCUGUGCGGUUUAUGGGCCGUCGGCCGGUAAUAGGAUUUAGAUGGCGAUCAUCAUCAUUCAUCGACAAAAUUGGCUAUGAUUCGCGCGCGUUGUGCGCUUUGCCACAUGACCCGCGCAUUCAUUUUGAAGCUUUUUUGGGUUCACAAGAGCUCUGGAAAGGGUUUUUGAAGUUCAGAAGCUUCCAGAAAUUGGUAACAAGCUUUCUAAGAGUUGUCUGUACUGUCAAAACGUUCUAAAUGUGCUAAAAACAUAAGUGAGAAGCUUGCCAAUUCUUUCCAAAGCUCUCCAGAAGAUCAGAAGCUUCUCAGACCCCCCUAGACCUUCCAGAGCUCCCAUUUUACUUCAAACUUGCUCAAAGAGCCCUGAAAUAGCUCAGAAGCCUUCCAACAGUCCAGUAGCUUCCGAACUCCUCCCUCUUCUCGUCACUCGCUUCGAACGCAUCGUAUUUCGCCCUUUCAAAGAUGUGUAUCACCUAACAAAACCCAUUCUGAUUUACGAUCUCUUCUCUUUCUCCCUCUCUCACACCCUGCAGUCAGUCAAUUGACUAAUUAACCUCGAACUGAAUCGUCUCUGAUUUAUGAGCUGGUAAUUGAUAGUCAUCUCUUCCCCUUCCUCUUCCGUCUUUUUCCUUCCCUUUUUGGGUGUGUCCGCUCCCCACCCUUUCGCAAUAUUCCAAAUGCUUCCACCAUUUCUAAUCUGAUCUUCUUCGGCUUUUCGUAAUUUUCAAUUUUCCGCCGCCGCUCCAGAUGCUCCGAGCAAUCACAAUUUGCACUUUACAACACAAAACGGGAGCACAACUUUUUUUCUCCAUAAAUUUAUUAUUAUUGGCUCUGUCCUCCGAGCAGCUUAAUCCAAUAUUCAUAAGACUGGUUCCGAUUGAUGACGAAUUGUGACACAUUAUUAAGAAAGAGAAAAGGGGGCGGAGCCUGGUACGAACAGGUGCCACACUGGUUAGUACAACGGGAACAAGAAGAGGAAGUUGAGUGAAAACGCACCAGUUUUUCAUAAUUUCUGACAGCUUUUCUUCUGAAAAACGAGGAACUUUAACCCCUUUUGGUCAAGUUUUGUGUAUCUGUCCCUUUUUGUGACAAGUAAUCCAUCAUCAUCAUCCCAUCCAGUUCAUCUCUACUCCCCCAAAAAAGGGAAGGGAAGAGUUUGUCAAACACACCUACAGUACUUGAACAUUUGAAUAAGUUUUGGUGUCUCUGGAAGGCUCUGGAUCUUUGUGGAGUUUCAGAAGUUGCCCAUCAUUUUGAUGAAUCAUAUGUAGAUUCUAGAAGCCUUUUUGACUUAAGGCAAGCUCCAGAAUCUCUUGAACAUCUUAAACGUGAAGGUCAAGAAACUUCCGGAAGCCCCUGAAAGAUGUUGAAGCGUCUUAGGUGCUCCUGGAAAAUUUCUAGAGUCUAUAACUCUAGGGUUGCUUCUGAAAGCUUUUAGAAAGUCCUCGAAGUUGCUUAAACCCAUUGAAACUGUUUAAAACUUUUCCAGAUUCUUCGUGACGACUUCUAGAAGUCUCUUUUCCUUUUCCCAUUCCUUCUCCUUCUAUCGUUUGCGUGUCCCUUUGCUUCGCCCCUUUGUGACUCAUCAUCCAAUGUCACGGAACACUUCCUCCCUCCGGGCCGCCUGUCCUUUCCUUCCACCCGCCUGGCCCCCUCUGGUUUCCGGAGAUGAUUACUCAUUCCAAAGGGCCCAGGAUUUUGGGGGGAGCCAGAGCCCGGCGAAUUACUCAUUCGGAGCCGGUGGAGCCCCAGGAAAAGACGGUGCUCGGAACGUGUCUCUGCGUCUCACUGUGUGCGUUUCCUUAAAAGGUGUGAUUGUAUUAGAAAUGCAAACAAAAAACUUUCUGCUUUCCCAUUUCUCUUUGCCUUUUUCUUCUUCUUUCCCCUUUUGAAAAUGCGUGGGCGUUCCUGUAUCAUCAUCAUGUUCUUCCCGAUUCCAAUUCCAAUUCACCUGUUGAUUAUGCAAACACCUUUUCCCGAUUCGGUCGGCGUCUCCUCGUUUCGCGCACUCUCUCGCCCUUAUCAUCCACAUUCGAAUCUCUUCAAUAUCUCACGAAUUUCUCCGAGACAUCUUGUCAUUUUCAUUUAAUAUUAUCAUUUUGUUUGUCCAACAUGACCAUUUUCAUGAUGUUCUUUCUUUCUUUUUGACUCUCUUCAAGUACCUGAUGAUGACGUCACGAGGACAUUCUUCUUCUUCUUCUUCUCUUAUCGGCACGAUGUUCUUCUGUUGAAGUUAUCACUUGUCGCUUAUCAAUUUCCAUUUAUUGAUUCGAUUUUGAGGUCAUUUUUGGAUGGAAAUGACGUGGAAUUGCUGAGUUUUGCAAGCCCUAAAAUUGAUAAACUUUAAACGAAUAUUGUAGAGUCAUACGAUGUCAUAUCGUUCUGAAAUGUGUUUUGUGAAAACUUAAUGUCUAGUGCUUACUUUUUGUAGUUGACCGCUUUUUUGUACGACCACUUCUACGAGUACUGUAGCUCCGAGAAGUUGGCCUACUUUGGUGUGUGCAAAUUUCAGCGCCAACUUCCCGGAGCCACAGUACUCCCGGGAGUACUUGUACAAAAAAGUUGUGAACUACAAAAAUAAAGUACUAGACUUGAAUUUUACCCAAAAACUUUUUCAGAGCCAGACAACCCCUAUUAACUCUACAAAAUCUUUUUGAAGUGGGGCUAAGAAUCCCGUUUUUCAAAAGUUUAAAAACAGCGAAAAUAAGAAACGUUUCGUACAGUAGCCAAUGUUACUGCCACAAAAAUGUUGGGCCAAUAUGACAUGUACAUAAAAAAGCAAAACAAAAACAUUCCUCCUCCCCCCAUCAACCAUUUUUUCGUACCAAACGAGCCCACUUUCCAUCAUUUUUCCACUUCAAUAUGUGCUCUUUCUUCUUCUUCUCUCUCUUUUUCUCAUUAGACCCAGUACACAUGUAUAGUAUACUAAUAAUAUUGGCCCAUGGCCGGGGGCCUCAUAUUGUUUCGAAUUCUUCGUUGCACCCACCGAAUUGGUGCCAAUUUGAUAUAUUAUUGCGACUGACUCACAUUUUUCCCUUUUUACAUUCAUUCUUUCGGAUUCUGAAGGCGUUAGGGCUUCUGAAUUUGCACUGAAGCUUUGAGAAACAUCUAGAAUCCUAAUUUGAGUAUUGUUGACUUUUAAGACUUCUUUUAGAAAGUUCAAUUGCUCAGUUUCAGUGCUUCUUUGAUUCUCAUCAGAAUCAGAAGCGUUGUUGAGAAUCUCUCCUUCGCAAACACAAAAUGUGUUGAAGUGAAAACGACGACAUCUUGUUGGCGGGCGGAAUACGUACACAUAUAUUGUUUUUUUUUUCGUUUUCUUCGUUUUCGGCGGCAAUGUCUCAUCCAUUUCGUUCCUUUCGCUUCUCUCGACGAAACGAACGUUUGUAUCUACUAGUUUUGUACUAGUUCUCGGCGGGUUUUAUGUGAUUUGAAAGUUUCUAAAGUGUCUAGGGCUUCUUUACGGCUUCUGGAAGCUUUCAAGACACUUUGAAGAUUUUCAACGACUGCUAGGAUGCGUUUUCAUUAUUUAGAAGACUCAGGACCUCUUCUGGAACAUUCGGAAGCUUCCUGACAGCUUCUGAAUGCCGUAACAGGUAGCUGGAGGCUUUUUGGUCAUUUCCCAGGUACGAUACCUUUUCUGUAUGCUCCAGAAGACAUAUACAAACGGUCUAAAGCUUCUCCACGACUCAACAAUGUCUAUGAUCUUCUAGAACAUUCUGAAGACUUCUGAAACGUUUAUCCAACAAGAUUCAUCCUAAUCCCGACGUCUUCUCCCCUUUCCGUUGUACUUGUUGAAAUCUGACACCAAUUCUGUUUCCGCCAGUUUUUUCUUGGCUUCAGAUUACCUGAAUUCCAAAAAGACUCCAGAAUCCUCGUUUCUUCUACGUCAUCACCCGUUCUGUAUCACUUACAAACACGCGCAUUUACACGAACAUGAUCCGAUCAAAAAGAGCACUCGCUUCUAUCAUUCGGCGUGUCCCUUCCGCGUCCGGAAAGAUAAACAAAGCGGAGCAAUCUUUCCGCGCGCUCAUAUUUGAAUAAGUGAGCAGCUUCCGCGCGCGCGCGCACACACACGCGGAACAGGGUACUCGGGAAGCGUCCUAACAGACUGUUUUAUGUUUUACACACCAGCCAUCGCGCCUGUUUUACCACUACAAGUACCAUCUACAGUAAUCCUGAGCACGUACUUGUUUGACUCUUGACCUCCUGUUCACACCACAUUGCUGCUCGAGCUCUUUUCGCUUUUCCAAUUGAUCUCCCUCAUUAAAAUCUCUGUUUUUUGCAGCCGUCUAUAAUGGACACGUACGACUUUCCGGAUCCGUACCCGGUGCAAGUGCGAGCCCGUCCGCAGGUGCCGCCGAAACCGCCCAUCGACACGGUCCGCUACAGUAUGAACAACAUUAAAGGUUGGCUCUUUUAUUACAUUUGUUGGGAGCUUUCAGGAUUAUGAAGAAAAGUGCUUGAAAUCGGUAAGAUUGCGUAGGAAUUUUUUCAGUUUGCCGCCCGUUUGUUAGAAAUUCUGUCGAAAACAGAGAAAAUCCAAGCUUAUAAUGUGUGAGAAAACGCGUCCACAAACAGUUUCUUGUCUGAAAAACUGUCUGAGAAAACAUGUUUGCGACAAUAUUUUGUUUGAACAAUGUCUCGGAAACAUGUUUUUGACAAGUUUCUGUCCAAACAUCGUAAGACAGGUUAUUGUGUUAGAAAAAUAACAAUUGAAAAUAGGGCCUUGUCUGAAAUCCGAUUCUAAACUAUGUUUUUAUGUUAAAAACUUGUGUCAAACAUGUUUCAGACAUCAUUUUGUUCAAAAAUUGUUUUGAAGCCAUUUUUUUGCUCACAAAAGUAGCGAUACAUAUUGUAGCUUUCCUGAUAAACUCCCCCCUGAAGCUUUCAGGCCACCAAAGGUACGUGUUCCCAAUUAGAUUCGGAACGUAUCCAAAACAGUAAUCUCCAUCUCCUUCCCAUCCUUUUUCCUCUUUUUCUUCUUCUUCUUCAAAGGCGGCUUCCCCGUAUCUUUUGCGUGCACCCUGGAUGAGAUUGGGUGUUCCGCGGAGACGCCGACACUCUAAUGGCGCACUAUUAUGUGCGAAAUGGUGUUGCCGAAGGUUGUUUUCGGAGACAAAUGAAUGUCAGUUGGAGAGAAACAAACUGACUGUCUGCUGACCUUCCGAAUCGGAUAGGAUCCAUUUUUUACGACCUGGGAUUAGGAGGAUCGGAGGAUCGAAUGAGAAGGAUUUCGAAGAAAAACUGUGUAGCUUCCAGUUGUCUGCAAACAUUUUGAGAAGUUUUAGAAGUGUAGAGGCAAAUCUUCCAACAGCAACUCUGCUCCAUUGGCAAUUUCUAGUAGUGAUUCAGUUUUGAGAAAAUUGAGCGACUUUCGGUAAAGCGACUCCGCUCUAUUGAUAAACGGUACAUUUUAACUUGUUCCGCUUGAGUUCUAGACAGUUUUUGAGCACUGAAAAAGCUUGAGAGCAACUUUUAAACAUCGUAAACCUUUCGGAAACCGUACCUAUCAAUUCGAAUCCCAUCCAAUUCCGGACAGCUGUCCUUUCCCAUUCCACUGCCCGCCAAUCCCCCCCCCCUUUCCUCCCUUUUUCUCCUUCGUUAUUCUUUCUUUCUUGUACCCACUGACCGACUUUCUAUGCAAAUCUUCAGAAAGCUUCACAAUAUUUCAUUAAAUUCAACGACCACCUGUUUGAGCAUUAAUUUAUAGAGUUUCGGAGCUCCGAGAACAUAAAAAGUGACAAAUUAUUAUUGCUAUAGUGGCUCGAGAGCACGUCUGCGUCGAGCAUAUUAGCCGUCUCUCGCGUGUUUUCGAGGUAGGUACGGAGAUUUGGAACUAGGUAGUUGAGCCGUUUUUGAGCACACAGCACUUGCCCAUUUCGCAACUCUUUUGUGCAAUUCAAUCAAUCGGAGACGUUUUGCAACCAAGAUCAGAAGCUCCGUUCUCUCCACUGAAGCUGCAAAGUGUCUCCGAAGGCCUAACCUCAAGGCUUUUCGGCUAUUGUCGUUUCCUCUCAUUCAUUCUAAUUCCGUUCCAUUCCGAUUCAUUUCCAAUUUGCCUUUCUUCCUUUUUCUUUUCACACUUUCCUCCUCCUACUCCGCGUUUAAAAUGACCAUUUGAUAUGUAAAUACGCGCGGAUGAACACACAUUUUUUCGAAUUGGAAACAGAAGCAAAAAGCAAAAAAGUGUUGGCAAAAAACGCCGCGUCGCUCUGAUUUAUGAAAGAAUUUCUUUGCAGAGAGAGCGAGAGAGAGAGAGAAGAAUGUGGAAAAAGUGGCGGAGAGCUUUACGAUUUUACGCUUUGACGCAAAAGUUACACUUUUAUGAAGUUAGGAGGGUGAGGGUUGACUGGAAGAGCACCACGAGCUCUGGAUGCUCCAGGAUUGAUUGAAAGGAUUUCUGAAGUUCUACGGGUGCUCUCAAUACUCUCAGAGCAAAAUAAAGAGCUUCAAAGCUCUUCCUAACGGCUGUGGAAGUUAUCUAACUGUUUGUAGAGCUCUAGGAGCAACUAAUAGUGUGUCAGAAGCUCUUGAGCUGCUUCAAAAGCAAGCGAAAGUGCUCACAUUGCUUCAGAGAUCAUAAAUGAGGCAUCUGGUCGCUCUAGAACUGUUACUGGUGGUUUUAGAGCAAAUUAGAAUGUUUCUGAUGAUCUAGGGCUCUUCUAGAAGCUCCCAGGUGCGCACGAACCUUUUCUUAUGCUCCAGUAACUUCUGAGCUCCUACAAUAGCCCAAAAAGUACUUCCCGAAGGUUCCGGUGCUCCUCCUCGCCGUCUCCUCCCGUUCGGGUCCCAAGCCCUUUUCCCAUCACUAAUCCCCCUCCUUCUCGCCAUUCGACUCUCAGUUUUCUUCACGAACUCCAUCUCAAUUUCACUAUACACACCAUAAUAUUCGAUCCCCGUCCGCCCACACAUCUUGACUCCUCGCUAAAGUGUCACAUACAUACACAACCGUACAUUCGGAGACGCUCCCAAAUUUGUACAACUCUUUCUCUCCUCGCUUUCUUUCGCAGCUUAAGCUUGGAAGCCUCGGCAAACAGUUUGGCACCUUGUGUGUGUGCUUACACGUGUUGGGGGGACAAAGGAAACAAGAGAGAGAGAGAGAGAGAGAGAGAGAGAGAGAGAGGUGUACUUGGUACUUUCUAAUGGUAUUGUCCUUACUUUUGAAUAGAAAAGGGGUCAGGACCCUUUAGGAACGAGUAGGGAUCUUCUGGAAGUUUUCGGAGUGACGGUUUUGACAUGAAUUCCUCUAAAACCGUUUGACAGUUUCUAAACCGUGAACUGACCAUUGUAGAUGAGUUUUUAAGCAUUCUGAAGUUUUCUAAAGACCUCUGAUGCUUUCUGACUGUUUCCGAAUGCUUCCCGCGUCUUCUGAUGCUUCAGAAAUGUUCAGAAGCCAUCUAUUGUAAUUCUGACGUCUCCGGAUGCGUUCUAGACCCUCCAAACCUAGCAAAAAGCUGCUUGAACUCUUCUAUGACCUUUUCAUCUGCAGAAUUGAUCAAACACCUCAGCGAACGAUCGUAAAUCACUGCCACGCCAUCCUUCUUUUUCUCCAUCAGUUCCUCUUGGGCCAGUUCAUCUUUUGACAUGUCAAACUCAUUAAUCAACAUGAUUCACCUACAUUUCACUAGUUUUUCGCUGAUUUCCCGCCAAAAACAUUGGAGAACCCCCCUAAAUUAGCGUUCUCCACCCAAUUUCUCAUCUGGCGCGCAUCUGUUAUUGUCGCUCUUUUUGUCGCCGACACCGCCGCGCGCGAUCGUCAAUUCGAAUGAAUGAGCAACAGUUGGCUCGAUGGACAAUAGCGAAAUGGACUGAUAGUGUAGUCCAUCGUCCUUUCGAUUGCCCUGUUUUCGCCUCACUCGAAUGCGACCCAAAUGCAUCCAGUUGCCACGUCAUUAACCUUGUACCAUCCAUCUGAUCCAUUCAAAAGAAACCGAUCCAUCAUCCGCCCACGCAAUCCCUUAACCUCCUUUACGUAACCCCCUUGCCCUUUUUCGGUCCCCGUUGGGUAGCCCACGCAAUUGUACAUAACAGUGUUGAGCGGAAUUCCGUCUUCCGCGUUUUCAAAUUCUAUUCUCGCAAAAAACACUGGCACAUAGAGAACAGCUGUGAUUCUGUUCAAUUCUUGCGGACCACCUGGGUGUACCUAUCAAAUGUUGCGUCACCCGGGAAGGGGUCAAAUUAGCUUCGAGUGGUUUUCGAGUAGAGACUGUUGUUGCCACGUCAUCGGAAAAGUCAAGUGCCAUCGGGCACAUAAACAUUCGUCUGUUAAUCCUUUGCAAAGUUGGCACAGCAUUGCUCGAAAAAGGGCAGACAAACUUGAAUGCUCCUGAGGUUUCUGAAGUUUCUAGAGUUUCUGACCAUCUGCUGACGCCUACAUUUGGUUCUAGAUAUUCAGAUUCGGCUCAGAAGCGCCCAGAAGCUUCAGAAUCUGCGCUCUCUAGACUCUUUGCCUCGAAAGACAUCUAGAAAGCUCUGAUAACCCGACUUUUGCCUUGUCCGUUCAUUCGCUUCGCCCCCGCAAUCUGUUCUCCGGCCCGCCCCCCGCCCGUGGUCCUUCUUCUUCUUCUCCUGCUCUCUUUCUCUCUCUCUCUCUUUCUCUUUUCCUUCUCGUCGCUCUCGGGCCGGUCAGAUGUCUGUGCACCUGUCCAUUGUUUGUGUGCUCCUCUCUCGCCUUUUCACAAUCUUUUUACUUUCCAAGACUUUUGGGACCUAAUGAGCCGGGACCUAAUUGGGAUCUUUUGAAAUCUGUGGGCUUCUGGAGCUCUAGGAGUUGUUAGAACAUAAUUCGUUAAUUGCUAUUCGCCCUUAAAGUGCUCUUUUUCCUUACGCUCUCGCUCUUUGGGCUCCGAACUGUCUUGGAUAUUAUCCAGUCGGUUCUUUUACUCUAUUGAAGUCUUGCCUGACUCCUGAGGGCUCUCAGAGAUCAAAAAGUUGCUGUUUUCUAUUCGGAACCAUUCUUUUCUGUUACUUUUCUUGCUCUACAAGAUCUGAAGGCUAUUCCAUUUAGGGUUUUUUAGGGCUCAAGCAAACUAUUUCCCGUCCAAAUACCCUUUUUACGCCAAAAAAGUGCAUUUGCGAAUUCAAAACGCGUCAACAUCGAGUCUAUCAUCUGAUAAUUCAAACACUAAUGAUAUUAGUGGGUCAUAAACAUUUCUUUCUCUUCUCUAAUAUGAUAAGAACCCCGAAAACACACAAACACUUAUUAAUUUUUGUCUAAUUUUAUAGCCCCGCUUUCCUAGACCCCCCUCCCAUUUCAAUUCGUAUCAAAUGCCAAUUUCCAGUGAAAUGUAUACAGUCUCUCGUCAUUUUUUCUCGCUCCUAACACCUCCCAGUCGAUACGUCUUAAAUGAGUGAUAAGGAAAGUAUUUAGAGCAAAAAACUCACAAAAAUGUACCAUCACAACAAUCUGGCGCGUCGAACCGAUUUCAAGCACUACGAGAGUUAUAUGAAGAAGAAACGUAGGCAUAGAAACACAAAAUAACCCAUUUUUCGUCGGUUUUCAAUAAAACUUGUUUGUAGAAUCGGCCGAUUGGCAGCUCGACGAACUUCUGGAGGAGUUGGAAGCUCUGGAGACACAGCUGAACUCGAGCAACGGAGGAGAUCAGUUGCUGCUCGGUAAGUGCGCUCUACCGAAACAUAAGCUAGUGAUUAUUUUUUUCAGGAGUGUCUGGAAUUCCGGCCUCUUCCAGUCGGGACCAUGUCAAACAAGUGUCCACUUUGCCGCCUCCGCCACCGGCUCUCUCUUACCAUCAUGCUCCGGCACACCAACAGCCACACCAUCACAGCAUUCAUCAUAACGGUCAUUUGGGCGGAUAUCAGAAUGGAAUCCAUCAGGUAUUUCGGACUUUUCGUUUCAAAUUAGAGUUGAAAAGGCUCUGAAAGGCUUUCUUUGGAUCUUGUAGCAAAUAUGAAAGCUUCACAACUUGUAUAGAUGUCUUUAUAUUCCAAGAAAAAAGUCCCGUAUAAUAUGUGCUCUCUCAAGUUGCAUCUUGUGCGCACAAACGAACGCAAUUUGUUUAUACUCUGUGGCCCUUCCUGCCAGCCAGACACCCCUUUGAAUCCUCCAAGAAAUUUGAUUUGUCCCUUUGCUUGCUCUCCGCCGGAUGCUCCCCACCGGAAGAGCCCCCGAGCUCUAGGAGCUACUGGUUGGCCAUGAGCUUGAUCCGAGCAGAAAUUUGAUACAACGUCAUAGAUGAUGAUGAUGAACAGAACAGAACAUGCGCUGAGAGCAUUGUGUACAUUGGUGCAUAUGGUUGGCGGGAGAGAGCAUGAAUAGAAAACAGAAAACACAUGGCAGAAAAGAGAAAAGAGAAGAGCAUUUAUUGUUUAGAAUGGGGGGCGACAUAUUGAGAUCGAGACGGAGAGGGCAGGAGAGGAAAUUGAUAUCCGGACGGGACUCGGACCUUUUGGGGACCGAACGUCGAGAUCCGGCAGUGAUGAGACGGCGUUAAAAGGCGUCAGAAGCUUCCAGACCUUUUCAGAAGGUUCUCUGCUGUACCAUAAGACCCCCCCCCCCCAGAUCCCUCUCGCCCAGUUGACCCAUAAUCUAUUUGAACAGAGAUUCGCGAGUCUCCAAAGCCUAACACCCAUUUCCCAGUGAGACCAUGUUUAUUUACUCAAAAGGGUCACAGACACGCAGGGGACUCACUCUUCUCAUGGCCUUUUUGGAGCAAAGAGCGGGCUCGCAAAAGGAACCGAAGAAAUGAAAAGGUUGGGAACGGUGCACGAUGGGGCAUCGGAGCAGAACCAAAAAGUUCAAGUCUGUGGGGACCUAGAGCGCAAUUUAGGAACUUUUGGGGGAGUUCUGGGAGGUCUGAGAACACCUAGGAGCUUCAGAAUCUUUACAAGACUUCAAUGUUUGAAUGAAAGUUUGAGGGAACUUCUAGAAUCUUCCGGAGCUUUCCUAAAUGCUCCUCUGACGUUCUUAUUACUGCCUGAUCCUAACAUUUGGUUGUAAUGAACAAUGGACAAGAACCCAACAACCGACUGUUAAGAUCGGGAAGAAUCCCAGACCAUCGAAAGAUUUUCAAAAGUACACAGAAGUUUCCAGGCAUUUUGAAGCAUUCUUUCUAUUUCCAAUCGCUUCCAGAACUUCCAAAAACCUUCCAAACAUCAUACUUUUUCCAGAUGACCUCAAUGGCUCCAACCACCGCCUCCUCGUGCUCUUCGCCUGACGGCGACUCGGCGUUUGGCGACUCCAGCUCCACCGAAUCGUCGACGAAUCGCUGCCGCAACUCGGCGUUCUCCUCCUCGAACGACUCUUGUCGCGAUUCGCUGAACACGCCGAGCCCCACUCAGGUCAGAUUUCGCAUUACAACGAGAGGACGUACUUGUAACUGAUGAUAGGGGGCAAAGAGGACAACCAACAAGUUGUAGUACUACUCGAGGGGGUGUUCAUUAGCCGAGAGAUCGAGUGAUUGAUGGUGAUGGUGUGGAGUGUAGGGAACGGGGAAAGCAGGAAACAGGUGGCCUAGGAUCCGACAAACUUGAGUUGGCUCUAUUGAAAGGGACCGAGCAAUAUUACUGUAUGGAAACGGUAGAGGGACAGUAAGACCACAUGAUUUAGAGGUCCCAAUGACCUAGGAUCUUAUGACUUAUGAUUUGGCAAAAGCUUUAUGGCCUAGAAUCCCGAAAAGCCAGACCUAGGCCAUUGCCGAGCAAUUUACUCGGUCGGUACCUAUCAAAAGCGUUCACCUGUCCAUUAUUAAUAGUCGCCUAAUGUAACACCCGACGAGAGAGCGCAAAGACGUGCCGCGCACAAUAUUUGAUUGUAAUGGCGAGCAGUCAAGAAGGGGAAUAAGAAUAAGAAUAUGUCAUUUCUGUUUGGGAAUCUCUCUGACAGAUGCUUUCGAGUUGGGCAAACCGGCGGACAGAUGGUAUUGGAAAGACGAAUAUCAUAAUUAAAACAUUGCAUCACCUAAUUGUGCCCAAUUUCAGGUCUCGCCACGAAAUGGAAGCAGCGAGCUGAGCGCAGAAGAAGCGAAGGCGCUCAAGAUCCGACAGGCGCUCGAGAAAAUGAAAGAAGCGAAGGUGACGCGCAUCUUUGUGAAGUUCUUCGUCGAGGACGGACAGCCCCUUCAGAUGCUCAUCGACGAGCGGUGGACUGUUGCCGACGUAAGAAAGCGAGAUUCUGGUGGCAGACUGUGAUUCUCUGAAUUUCAGACGUUGAAGCAGUUGGCCGAGAAGAACCAUAUUGCCCUCAUGGAGGAUCACUGCAUAGUCGAGGAGUAUCCCGAACUUUAUAUAAGUGAGUUUGACACCUUCCACAUUUGAAAAGGGACACAAGCGUUUGACGUUAGAUGGCAAUCAAUCUUGAACCUUUUUUUCAGAACGAGUGUACGAAGACCACGAAAAAGUGGUGGAGAACAUCCAAAUGUGGGUGCAGGACUCGCCGAACAAGCUUUAUUUCAUGCGCCGUCCGGAUAAGUACGCCUUCAUCUCUCGUCCUGAACUCUACCUUCUGACCCCGAAAACGUCGGAUCACAUGGAAAUACCGGCGGGGGAUCAAUGGACGAUCGAUGUGAAGCAGCAGUUCGUUUCCGACUAUUUCCACCGAGAACCAGUGGUUCCGCCCGAGAUGGAGGGAUUUUUGUAUUUGAAGGCGGACGGACGCAAAUCCUGGAAGAAACACUACUUUGUGCUGAGACCCAGCGGACUGUACUAUGCUCCGAAGAGCAAGAAAACGACGACGACGAAGGACCUGACGUGUUUGAUGAACCUGCACUCGAACCAGGUGUACACGGGCGUCGGCUGGGAGAAGAAGUACAAGUCGCCGAGUCCCUGGUGCAUCUCCAUCAAGCUCACCGCCCUUCAAAUGAAGCGCAGCCAGUUCAUCAAGUACAUCUGCGCGGAGGACGAACAGACGUUCAAAAAGUGGCUCGUCGCGCUGCGAAUCGCCAAAAACGGUGCGGAUCUGUUGAAAAACUACGAGCGGGCGUGCGAGAUCCGUCGGGAGACGCUCGGACCGGCCUCCUCGAUGUCCGCCGCCUCCUCUUCCACGGCCAUCUCGGAAGUGGCGCAUCCGAUGCACCAGAGAACCCCCUCCGUCGCCUCUUCCAUUCAACUAUCCUCCCAUUUGAUAAUGAACAAUCGUCCCCUUUCGGUCAACGUCAGGAACCAGUCGCCCGCGUCGUUUUCAGUCAUUUCCAACUCCCAACAAUCCCACCCGUCGCCCUCGAUCGUCUCCGAGAAACUGGAAGUGCAAUACGAUGAACAACCAACGGGGACCAUCAAAAGAGCCCCGUUGGAUGUGCUGCGAAGGGUCUCCCGAGCCUCCACCUCUUCUCCCACGAUUCGUAAGUUCUAGAAACUUUGGAAAAAUGAGCGUAACCUUUUUUAGCUCAAGAAGAAUCAGAUUCGGACGAAGAGUACCCGGCGCCGCCCCCGCAGUGCUCUGUCGUGAAAAUGGCGCCGCCGGUGACUCCGCCGAAGCCGUGCACGCCGCUUUCCUCCAAAAAAGCGCCUCCACCGCCGCCGAAGCGAUCAGAUUCGACGAAACUGCAAACGGCAUCGCCGAUGGCUCCGAUGGCGCCGGCGAAGGGCGAUCUGGAGGCGGCGUUGGCCAGAAGACGUGAGAAAAUGGCGACGAUGGAGUGCUAA
Messenger RNA from Caenorhabditis sp. 36 PRJEB53466, 20779 nucleotides. NCBI's taxonomy places the organism in Eukaryota, Metazoa, Nematoda, Chromadorea, Rhabditida, Rhabditidae. The record is from the annotation of a GenBank genome assembly.